AUGGCUUAUAUCGAUGGAAUGUUUCUUGUGAUUACCUCACAUACUGAAUAAGUAGUUGAUGAUGACACAAGCUGGGGUUGGAGUAAUGCAACAAUAUACACUGCAACUCUAAUUAACCGGAAGACAAAGAAAGAAAUUGAAUUUAGCAAUGGAGUAUCCGAAAUCUACUGUAUGCAGCAAGUGAAGGGAAGCAAAGGCCUAUUUAUAGUUCAGAUGAACGAACUCUGCCUUCUUGAUAUUGAGAAUCUAAAAGUCACUCAUCUUUGCAGUAAUACUUUGGGUUUUUUGACAAAGGUUUGA
Messenger RNA from Stylonychia lemnae, 300 nucleotides. Lineage: Eukaryota; Ciliophora; Spirotrichea; Sporadotrichida; Oxytrichidae. The record is from the annotation of a GenBank genome assembly.